Colossoma macropomum (tambaqui) is the source of this 9315-nucleotide messenger RNA. RefSeq lists its product as uncharacterized. Lineage: Eukaryota; Metazoa; Chordata; Actinopteri; Characiformes; Serrasalmidae. The record is from RefSeq and is a predicted model, not a curated record. Gene Ontology annotation, molecular function: protein binding; zinc ion binding.
CUCUGAGUGCUGAGUGCAGGAAAAUGGCAGAGGCCAGUAUUUCAGUAGAUCAGGACCAGUUCAGCUGUCCAGUCUGUCUGGAUCUGCUGAAGGAUCCAGUGGCUUUUCCCUGUGGACACAGUUUCUGUAUGGUGUGUAUUAAUGGCUGCUGGGAUCAGGGUGAUCAGAGGGGGGUCUACAGCUGCCCCCAGUGCAGAGAGACCUUCACUCCAAGGCCUGUUCUACGCAGAAACAACAUGCUGGCUGAAGUGGUGGAGAUACUGAAGAAGACAGAACUCCAAGCUGCUUCUCCUGCUCACUGUUACGCUGGACCUGGAGAUGUGGAGUGUGAUUUCUGUACUGGGAGAAAACGCAAAGCCAUCAAGUCCUGUUUGGUGUGUCUGGCUUCUUAUUGUGAAGCUCAUCUUAAACCUCACUAUCAGUCUCCUGCCUUUAAGAAGCACAAGCUGGUCGAAGCCUCCAAACAGCUACAAGAGAAGAUCUGCCCUCAACAUGAUAAACUGAUCGAGAUCUACUGUCGUACUGACCACAGCUGCAUCUGUUAUUUGUGUAUGAUGGAUGAACACAUGGGACACAGUGCAGUUGCAGCUGUAGCAGAAAGAAAAGAAAAACAGAAUCAGCUGAAGGAGAUGCAGAGGAAAUUCCAGGAGAAAGAGAAGAAGCUGCAGGAGGUGAAACAGGCUGUGGAGACUCUUAAGAGCUCUGCACAGGCAGCAGUGGAGGACAGUGAGAGGAUCUUUACUGAGCUGAUCCGCUCCAUUGAGAAAACGCGCUCUGAGGUAACAGAGCUGAUCAGAGCUCAGGAGGAGGCUGAACUGAGUGGAGCUGAAGAACUCCUGGAGCAACUGGAGCAGGAGAUUGCUGAUCUAAAGAGGAGAGACACUGAGCUGGAGCAGCUUUCACACACAGAGGAUCACAUACAUUUCCUGCAGAGUUUCCAGUCUCUCUGUGUCUCUUCUGGAUCUGAGGAUUCACCCAGCAUCACUGUCCAUCCACAUCUCUCAUUUGAUGGAAUGAGGAAAUCUCUCUCUGAUCUGAAAGAGAGACUAGAGGAAUUCUGCAAGCAGGAAUUCAGUAGAAUCUCUACACAUGUUGCAGCAGUUCAGAUGAUUUUACCCUCAGAGCCAAAAACCAGAGAAGAUUUUCUACAGUAUUUCUGUCAUCUGACUCUGGAUCCCAACACAGCACAGAGUAGCCUCAGUCUGUCUGAGGAGAACAGAGUGGUUACAUGCGGGAUAAACCAGUGUUACUCUGAUCAUCCAGAGAGAUUUGACUACUGGUAUCAGGUGUUGAGUAAGGAGAGUGUGAGUGGACGCUGUUACUGGGAGGUUGAGUGGAGCAGUAGUAGAAGAUGUGUGCUGUACAUAUCAGUCUCAUAUAAAGGGAUCAGCAGGAAAGGACAGAGUAAUGAGUGUAAGUUUGGACACAACAGUCAGUCCUGGAGUCUGCAGUGUUCUCCCUCUCUCUCUUUCUAUCACAACAACAUUCAGACUAAGAUCUCAGCCUCAUCACCCUCCAGAAUAGGAGUGUAUGUGGAUCACAGUGCAGGAACUCUGUCCUUCUACAGCGUCUCUGACACAAUGACCCUCCUACAAACAGUCCACACCACAUUCACUCAGCCUCUCUACGCUGGAUUCUGGGUGAAUUGGGGAACUGUGAGGUUGUGUGAUCCAAAAUACUCCACCAAACACAGAACCAGGAAGCCACUCCUACUCAGUUCAGAGGAAACGAAACUGAUCUCAGAGAGCUGCUCUCUCUCAGGCUGUGAGUGCAGGAAAAUGGCAGAGGCCAGUAUUUCAGUAGAUCAGGACCAGUUCAGCUGUCCAGUCUGUCUGGAUCUGCUGAAGGAUCCAGUGGCUAUUCCUUGUGGACACAGUUUCUGUAUGGUGUGUAUUAAUGGCUGCUGGGAUCAGGAUGAUCAGAGGGGGGUCUACAGCUGCCCCCAGUGCAGAGAGACCUUCACUCCAAGGCCUGUUCUACGCAGAAACAACAUGCUGGCUGAAGUGGUGGAGAAACUGAAGAAGACAGAACUCCAAGCUGCUUCUCCUGCUCUCUGUUACGCUGGACCUGGAGAUGUGGAGUGUGAUUUCUGCACUGGGAGAAAACGCAAAGCCAUCAAGUCCUGUUUGGCGUGUGUAGCGUCUCUUUGUGAAGCUCAUCUUAAACCUCAUCUGGAAAUUCCAGCCUUGAUCAAACACAAGCUGGUUACAGCCUCUUCAAAACUACAAAAGAAGAUCUGCUCUCAGCAUGAUGAGGUGAUCAAGGUCUACUGCCGUACUGACCACAGCUGCAUCUGCUAUUUAUGUACGAUGGAAGAACAUAAAGGCCACGAUACAGUCUCAGCUACAACAGAAAGAACCAAGAAACAGGAUGAAGUGAAAGACCUGCAGAGGAAAUUCCAGCAGAGACUCCAGGAGAAAGAGAAGACGCUGCAGGAGGUCAAACAGGCUGUGAAGACUCUUAAGAGCUCUGCACAGGCAGCAGUGGAGGACAGUGAGAGGAUCUUUACUGAGCUGAUCCGCUCCAUUGAGAAAAAGCGCUCUGAGGUAACAGAGCUGAUCAGAGCUCAGGAGGAGGCUGAACUGAGUGGAGCUGAAGAACUCCUGGAGCAACUGGAGCAGGAGAUUGCUGAUCUAAAGAGGAGAAACACUGAGCUGGAGCAGCUUUCACACACAGAGGAUCACAUCCAUUUCCUACAGAGUUUCCAGUCUCUCUGUGUCUCUUCUGGAUCUGAGGACUCACCCAGCAUCACUGUCCAUCAACAUCUCUCAUUUGAUGGAGUGAGGAAAUCUCUCUCUGAUCUGAAAGAGAGACUAGAGGAAUUCUGCAAGCAGGAAUUCAGUAAAAUCUCUCCACAUGUUGCAGCAGUUCAGAUGAUUUUACCAUCAGAGCCAAAAACCAGAGCAGAUUUUCUACAGUAUUUCUGUGGUCUGACUCUGGAUCCCUACACAGUGAAUCAUUACCUCAGUCUGUCUGAGAAGAACAGAGUGGUGACGUAUGGAGGGAAAAACCAGUGUUACUCUAAUUAUAUAGAGAGAUUUGACUACUGGUAUCAGGUGUUGAGUAAAGAGAGUGUGAGUGGACGCUGUUACUGGGAGGUUGAGUGGAGCAAUAUUUGGGGAGAUGAGGUGUCCAUAUCAGUCUCAUAUAAAGGGAUCAGCAGGAAAGGAUGGGGUAAUGAGUGUAAGUUUGGACACAACAGUCAGUCCUGGAGUCUGCAGUGUUCUCCCUCUCUCUCUUUCUAUCACAACAACAUUCAGACUAAGAUCUCAGCCUCAUCCUCCUCCAGAAUAGGAGUGUAUGUGGAUCACAGUGCAGGAACUCUGUCCUUCUACAGCGUCACAGACACAAUGACCCUCCUACACACAGUCCACACCUCAUUCACUCAGCCUCUCUAUGCUGGAUUCAGGGUGACCUCAGGAACUGUGAAGUUGUGUGAUCCAUAUUUCUGUCAUCUGACUCUGGAUCCCAAUACAAUGAAGUAUUACCUCAGUCUGUCUGAGGAGAACAGAGUGGUGACGUGCAGGAAUAAAGUCCAGCGUUACUCUGAUCAUCCAGAGAGAUUUGACUGCUGGUGUCAGGUGUUGAGUAAGGAGAGUGUGAGUGGACGCUGUUACUGGGAGGUUGAGUGGAGCAGUAGUGGGGGUUGGGUGGACUUAUCAGUCUCAUAUAAAGGGAUCAUCAGGAAAGGAGGCAGUAAUGAAUGUAAGUUUGGACACAACAGUCAGUCCUGGAGUCUGCAGUGUUCUCCCUCUGUCUCUUUCUAUCACAACAACAUUCAGACUGAGAUCUCAGCCUCAUCAUCCUCCAGAAUAGGAGUGUAUGUGGAUCACAGUGCAGGAACUCUGUCCUUCUACAGCGUCUCUGACACAAUGGUCUGCUCAAAUGAAAGUAGUGGUAUUAAAGAAUUUACUCAAAGGAGAAAAACCAGGAGGUCACUCCUACUCAGUUCAGAGAAAACGAAACUGAUCUCAGAGAGCUGCUCUCUCUCAGUCUGUGAGUGCAGGAAAAUGGCAGAGGCCAGUAUUUUAAUAGUUCAGGACCAGUUCAGCUGUCCAAUCUGUCUGGAUCUGCUGAAGGAUCCAGUGACGACUCCCUGUGGACACAGUUACUGUAUGGUGUGUAUUAAUGGCUGCUGGAAUGAAGAUGAUCAGUGGGGGGUCUACAGCUGCCCCCAGUGCAGAGAGACUUUCACUCCAAGGCCUGUUCUACGCAGAAACAACAUGCUGGCUGAAGUGGUGGAGGAAGCAAAGAAAGAACUCCAAACUGCUUCUCACUGUUACGCUGGACCUGGAGAUGUGGAGUGUGAUUUCUGCACUGGGAGAAAACGCAAAGCCAUCAAGUCCUGUUUGGUGUGUCUGGCUUCUUAUUGUGAAACUCAUCUCAAACCUCACUAUCAGUCUCCUGCCUUUAAGAAGCACAAACUGGUCGAAGCCUCCAAACAGCUACAAGAGAAGAUCUGCCCUCAACAUGAUGAAGUGAUGAAGAUCUACUGUCGUACUGACCAAACAUGCAUCUGCUAUUUGUGUACAAUGCACGAACACAAAGACCACGAUACAGUUGCAGCUGUAGCAGAACGAUCUGAGAAACAGAAUCAGCUGAAGGAGAUGCAGAGGAAAUCUCAGCAGAGACUCCAGGAGAAAGAGAUAAAGCUGCAGGAGGUGAAACAGGCUGUGAAGACUCUUAAGAGCUCUGCACAGGCAGCAGUGGAGGACAGUGAGAGGAUCUUUACUGAGCUGAUCCGCUCCAUUGAGAAAAAGCGCUCUGAGGCAACAGAGCUGAUCAGAGCUCAGGAGGAGGCUGAACUGAGUGGAGCUGAGGAACUCCUGGAGCAACUGGAGCAGGAGAUUGCUGAUCUAAAGAGGAGAGACACUGAGCUGGAGCAGCUUUCACACACAGAGGAUCACAUCCAUUUCCUACAGAGUUUCCAGUCUCUGAGUGUCUCUUCUGGAUCUGAGGACUCACCCAGCAUCACUGUCCAUCAACAUCUCUCAUUUGAUGGAGUGAGGAAAUCUCUCUCUGAUCUGAAAGAGAGACUAGAGGAAUUCUGUAAGCAGGAAUUCAGUAGAAUCUCUACACAUGAGCCAAAAACCAGAGAAGAUUUUCUACAGUAUUUCUGUCGUCUGACUCUGGAUCCCAACACAGUAAAUAAUUACCUCAGUCUGUCUGAGGAGAACAGAGUGGUGACAUGCAGUGGGAUAGACCAGUGUUACUCUGAUCAUCCAGAGAGGUUUGACAUCUGGUGUCAGGUGUUGAGUAAGGAGAGUGUGAGUGGACGCUGUUACUGGGAGGUUGAGUGGAGCAGGAUUUGGGGGCUGUAUAUAUCAGUCUCAUAUAAAGGGAUCAGCAGGACAGGAUGGGAUGAUGAGAUCUGGUUUGGACACAACAGUCAGUCCUGGAGUCUGCAGUGUUCUCCCUCUCUCUCUUUCUAUCACAACAACAUUCAGACUGAGAUCUCAGCCUCAUCCUCCUCCAGAAUAGGAGUGUAUGUGGAUCACAGUGCAGGAACUCUGUCCUUCUACAGCGUCUCUGACACAAUGACCCUCCUACACACAGUCCACACCACAUUCACUCAGCCUCUCUAUGCUGGAUUCUGGGUUGAUGGGAAUGCAACUGUGAAGUUAUGUGAUCCAAAAUAAUGGUGCACUGUGGUUAGUAACAGGUGGAUUAAAAUAAUUUACUUAUUAUUACGUACUUGAAUCACUGUAUUUAUUUAGUUUGUUUAAUUGUAGAAAGAGCUUUUUAGAUAAUGUUAAACUGAAACGGUUUUCCGUUGUUCAGUCUUGUCUUUCUUUCACUCACUUAUAAACAUAGUCAAUAUAGCUGUCUUGUUUAACCCUUCAUGUAUGAAGGGAAUCUCUCCAUCUCUAUCUCUCUCUCUCUUUCUCCCUCUUUCUCUCUCUCUCUUUCUCUCUCUCUUUCUCUCUCUGGUAAUAUUAACCUAGUAUGCUCAAAUACUAUUCAUCUUAUUUACAGUAUCUUCCCAACAUAGUACGAAUGACAUUCUUCCAACGCGGAAGCGGUUUAGUUUAAAAAGCAUAUUACCACAAUCAGAAAGGCAAAAUGUGUGAAAAUGGGCAUGCAACCUAUUUUGGACCAGGAAAAUGUAUAAGCACAGUGCAGGUGGGGAGAAGGUUUCUCCUACUUUCUCAGCUUGUUUUUUGCUUUACUGCUUUCUUUCACUAUUCCCUGUCUAUAUGGGGGUUUUAAGGGUGGGCUCCUUAAAUGUUAACGGGUUCAGGGACAGAUGUAAACGGGCCCUCUUUUCUGAACUCUUUGGUCUAAAAAAGUUAAAUGAUGAUAAUACAGCAUCUGAAUGGGGUUUAUGGUGGAAGGGGGAGUUUUUCCUGAGUCACGGUUCAAAUGUUAGUGCCGUUGUUGUUAUCUUUUUCUCUCGAUCAUCUAUAGAGACUGUAGUGUCUGUUAACGAGGUUGUAGCGGGAUGCUUACUUAUGUUAAAAGCAAAGUUCUACGGUCAUGUCUUUGUUUUUUAUAAAUGUGUAUGCCCCAAACAGAGGGCCAGAUCAGGGGUUUGAGAGCCUUAUGCAAUGGUGAGAAGUGGGGAAGGCUCAGAUUAGGGUAUUCUGUCAAGAUUUUACAUCUUAUUCUACUUCCAAACUGAGAAAUGCAGUUGGUGUUCUGGAACGAGACAUUACAAGGAUACACAACGCAAUGAUAAAUCAAAAGGUUUCUGAUUUGUGGACAGAGCUUACAGUGAAGUUACAGGAGCUGAGUGACGUUUUGUAUGAGAAGGCAAAGGGAGCUUUGGUUAGGUCCAGGUUCCUGUCUGUGAAGAAUAUGGAUGCUCCCACUACUUUCUUUUUUCUGCCACCAAACAUAAGACAUUGUUGUCAGUUCGUAAAGAUGAUGGUACAGUCACAACAGACCCAGUUGAGGUGAGGAGGCUGGCUGUAGGGUUUUACUCUGAACUGCUUGCGGCCAGUACUCUGGAUCAGCAAUAUUCUCAGGUCCUGCUUGAAGAUCUGCCUCAGCUAGAUGAACAACACAAACAGGAAAUGGACAGUCCGUUCACUUUUGAUGAAGUCACCAAAGCUGUAUCUCAGCUCACUUCCAGGCGAGCACCUGGUAUAGAUGGUAUAGAUCGAUUUAUGAUAAUUUGUUUUUAAUCAGAGAUUUAUUUGAUUAUGGUAAAAUGUCUGAAUUGAAGUUUUUGGUUUGGAUCCCUUGAACAAGAAAAAGCUUUUGAUCAUGUAGAUCUUAACUAUCUGUUCGAUACUCUGAAAGCUUUGGGGUUUGGGAAUGUUUUUAUGUCUUGGGUCAGGUUGUUGUACACAGGUGCCUCUUGUCUAAUUAAGGUGAGAGGGGGUUUGAGUGUGCAGAACGGGACAGGGACUAAUGGGCAUUUGUUCCAGAGUGGCUGUUCUACGUUUGCAGGAGGUGCAGCGGUUGCUGUAUCAUGGCCAUCACAGCUGUAUGGAUGUUGUCUGCACUCUCCUGAGGGCUGCUGGUAGAUGGACAGACACCUGUUCGCUCUUUCUUUGAGAGCAGUGGAUCUAGGUGGACUGACUCCUUUUUGUUCAGCUGCUGUGGAGGCAUGACAGCUUCUCUCGUUUUGUAGGGAAAGCGGUGCUGCACCGUCUGUGUGGAUUUUUGAAGAGCCACUGUUUUUUAACCCGGCGUUUCCAUCGCUGAGCCAGGUUUCAGGAGUUCUGAGAGUGGGCCUACUGGAAAAUGGCAUCUUCAAAGUCCACCACUUACGAAGAGGUGUGGACUGGGUGUCAGCGGAACAGCUGGUAGAGAUAGGUGGCUUCAGGCCAGUGCGACUGGCGCUACGGAUGCUGAUUUGUCUGAAGUCUGACCUGUCUUCUUCUGUGUGUGAUUACCUGGACAUGACCCCUGUAGACCAGUGCCAGAGUGAAGACUGUUUUUCCUGAACUGGUGGCAGAUUUGAGCAAUCCAGAGAUGCAAAACUGGCAGGAGGGUCAAAGGAUGCUCUUGUCUAUGGGAACCCUGACUCUUGGUCUCUUUAGUAUUCUCACUAAGAGGACUUUGUACCUUGCAUGUAUCAAAGCACUGAACUUUCACAGCUUGAGAAACAUACAAGAGUCUAAAUGGACAGAGGUUGUUCAGGCAGCCUCUUCCCCGAAAGGUAGCUGGCGGUCCCUGUACAAAAGACCCAUCGAGAAGAGGGUGGGAGACCUCCAGUGGAGGAUUGUACAUGGGAUUUUAGCCACGAACAGACAUGCGGCGCAGAUUGAUCCGUUAGUGGGAGAUGGUUGUCCUUCUGUGGGAUGUCAGACAUUUUUUCUUCAGUGUGACCGCUUGGGUCCAAUAAUGGGUUUAAUUAAGGACUGGGGCUUGAAGUGUUUAGGCUCUUUUGAUCAGAGUUUAUUUAUUUAUGGUCCAACGUACACAGUUUCAAAAAGUAACGAGGUGGUACUUUUAAAUUUUCUGUACGGUGCUGCUAAAUUAGCUAUCUGGUGUACUAGGAGGAACAGAACAAAGAGCUGUGGGGGUACUGACCCAGUUCUGAUGGUCAGGGGACUGGUCAUGAAACGGUCUCCUCAUUGAAUUUACCUAUUACACCCUUUGCUUUGUGGACCCGAUGAACUUUUGGGUUUGUGUUAAAUGUUUGAAUUGACCUCUAAGUAACUUGGCUCAGCUGUUUUUUGUUUUAUUUGCCUUUUGUUUCUUUGUUUUUGAUUUUAUUCUGAGCUGGUUGUGACCGCUCUUAUUAUGUGGACAAUGGUUGAUUAAAGGGGUUUAAAAGUCAAAGUCUCUCUCUCUCUCUCUUUCUUUCUCUCUCUUUCUCUUUUCUCUUUCUCUCUCUCUCUCUUUCUUUCUCUCUCUCUCUUUCUCUCUCUUUCUUUCUCUCUCUCUCUCUCUCUCUCUCUCAGGUAAUAUUAACGUAGUAUGCUCAAAUACUAUUAAUCUUAUUUACAGUAUCUUCUGUGUAGCCUCAUCAUAUUAUGACUUUUACUCUGGGAUGCUUUGGGGUGAGAGUCUUUUUGCUUUUUAAGCAUGUUUGUUUAUGUGAGGGAGUUGGUAUAAAUCUGUGGUUUUUGUAUGUUUUGUUUCUUUUGCACAUUUGGAGGCCAGGAUGGCUGGUUUGACUUUCAUUUAUUAGUAAAUAUAUUUCAUGAUUUUCUUUAAUCAAUUAAAGCACAACUCUUUUUUUAUAAUAACUCUCAAUUUUUUUUAACACUGGUAAAUGUAGAAUUUUGGAACAAUGGUUUAACGAGCGGAGAAAUUAAUUUUCCAGAAAUUGGAUGUAGAGAAAGACUGAGAUACAAUUUAAAUAAUCUACACUAGAUAAUCUACAUAUUUUUUGUUGUAAAAGAUUGAUUUUGCUAA